Molecule: messenger RNA, 2049 nt
Organism: Boeremia exigua
Lineage: Eukaryota; Fungi; Ascomycota; Dothideomycetes; Pleosporales; Didymellaceae
Exons: 1
Coding region: 71-1897 (608 amino acids)
Source: RefSeq, a predicted model, not a curated record
AGCUUGGUUCCGGCGCGGAUGGCGGCCGCAGCCCGGGUCCCGAGCUGAAACCUGCCUCCACCGGUUCGUCAUGGUCCCUGGAGUGCUUGUGAUCGCCCGGCGCCACGGCACAGCACACCACAUCCCUGCCGCCGUCACCGGGCUCCAGUCCACUGCUCACUGGAGCCUGCAACGCCGUCGCGGGAACCACGCCGCUGCACCCACGCCAGACGCGAUGGAGUCGGCGCACCUCACCACCGCCCACGAGCACGUCCGCAACGCCCAGACGGCCACGCUGAGCAGCAGCAUCGCGACCGCCGGCGACGAGCACGACCACGCCGCCGCCUUCUUCCGCGACGCCGCCCAGGACACCCACAACGCCGAGGCCCUGCGCAUCCUCAGCCUGCUCGAGGACCACCACCGCAAGCUCGCCGCCCUGAUCAAGGAGGCCCCGCGCAAGACCGCCCGCAAGACCACCGCCAGCAGCACCGCCAAACUCGCCGACAGCGCCACGGCCGCCUCCACGGCCAAGGCUGCCGCCGCGCGCACCAGCUCGCCGUCCCCGCGAACCCACCGCCGUCUCCCGCAGCCGUCCAUCGCCAGCAACCUCGCCGAGAAGCGCGGCAUCCCGAGCGCCCGACGGACCACCAGCGGCAACGUCGUCACAGUCGCCGGCGCCAACGCCCCGCGCGAUGGCCAGGCCACGCCCGUCCGAGACCUGCUGGAGCGCCAGGCCCGCAAGGCCGACCUGAGCCGCUCGCGAGAACUCGCGAAGCAACAAGAGGCCCCGCCGCCCUCGUCGCCGCCGCCCGAGGACAACUUCCGCCGCUUCUACUCUGCUUUCGGGGGCGUCAUCUCCGCCAUCUCGGCGCCCCUGGCAUUCACCUCGCUCCCGCUGAACCCCGUUCCUCCCACGCCCGCCCCGCCUCCAGCAGCCGAGAAGGCGUCGCGAGCAAAGUCGCGCAACUCGUCGCCAGAAGCCUCGCGUACCGUCAAGUCCUCCGUACCUGAUCUCGCCGCUCUGAUCAGCAAGCCCGCUCUGCGCGCCCUCCGCAGCGAUGGCGGCACUCCGCUCAACCCCAACGAGUCCUUCUACCUCGUCCCCACAUCCGGCGGCACCGUCACCUACGCGAGCAUGCUCCAAGGCUCCGCCAGCCAGCCCCACCACCUGAACCCCAUCGACGAAGGUUCCGGCUCGCUGAAAGGCAGCCAAGACGAAUUCGUCGACGCCCAAGAAAGCGUCGGCCCGCCCUCGCCCACCACCGCGCGCCGCCCCCGCUCGCGCAGCUCCACCGGCCAAGUCACCGCCCAGCGCACCAUCGCCGCCGGCCGCGGCGCCGGCCUCAAGACCCUCGAGGAACUCGCCCUCGAAAACGAAACCCUCAAGUCCCUCGUCGACAACCAGGCAAAGCGCAUCCAGAUGUGGGAAACAAACUCGCAGAACCAGUUCACCGCCCUCGCCCAGUCGUUCCGCACAAGGCCCCAGCGCGACCCAAACGCCCCCGCCCACGCCCACGGCCCAAACACCUUGCCUGCCCCGCUCUCGCCCCCGAUCCAAAACACCCUGUUCCAGCCCCCGCUGUCCCCGGACUCCCCCUCCCCCUCCUCGGCCCCAAGCUCCCGCAUCGCCGAGCUCGAGGCCCAGCUCGCCGCCCAGUCGCUCCGCCUCGCGGAUCUGGGCUCCACAAACGCCCAGCUCGCCCGCCAGACGGAGCGGGAUAGGCAGGUCAUUGGGCGCUACCGCGACCAGUGGGAGAAGCUGAAGGCCGGCGCCCGCAAGAAGGAGGUUGAGCGCCGGGAGAGGCGCGUGAACGAGGUCAGGGCCGGUGAGGCCGCCAAGGACAGUGAGAGUGGAGAUGCGGGAGGCGAGGGGGAGGAGGGUGCCGACGAGGUCGAGGCUGAUUUUGGCAAGGCAUAGGGCGUGGGAGAGGGGGGGUGUUUGCGUCUCACGGCGGGGAGCUGGAGUGUGUACAGCUGUCAGAGUGCAUACGUGCUAGAGAUGCAACAAGUCGUUCAACUUCCAGCACCGCAUCCGACUUGUCGACUUUCACAAACAUGUCUAUACACGCU